UCGAGUAAUUCCUAUGUUCUCCUGAACAGAAAUACCCAUUGAAGGUGCUUCUACUCAGAUGGUGUAAUUUUAUGUCGCUCUUAUUCCAGUCUGUGUUUUACAGACAAAGUCACUGAGAGGGGCUCAAAGGGACCGUUUGGUAGGGAAGCUUACUGCAAUUGGACAAGUGGACAAGAGACGCAGAAAGACCAAAUAGGAACAAAUACAAAGAGACUAACUCCACUCCUCCUCUCUCUCUUGGGCCCCAUGCUGAUCUCACUACAAUUGUAACCCAGCUUUGAAGCCUUUCUUCCACCAGCACUUGUACCUUCUCUUUAAUCUAGUCCCUGUUGUGUGUUUCAGGUUUGCCUCCAUCCCAGAAAGAUGACUUUCUCCAGCCUGUACUAUACAGAAUGCGGGGUGGCCCGACCAAGUCCAGUUACUGGCAGCUCCAAUGAGCCGUGCGUUAGGCAGUGCCCUGACUCCGAAGUGGUGAUCAGCCCCUCACCGGUUGUUGUGACCCUCCCCGGACCAAUUCUCAGCAAUUUCCCACAGCAAAGCGAAGUGGCAGCAGUAGGAGCACCUGUGGUCGGAACUGGUUUUGAAGGCACAUUCGGUUUGGGGGGAUUGUACGGCUAUGGAGGCCAUUACGGAGGAUUGUAUGGUUUAGGGAGAUUAGGUGGUUACGGGGGCCAUUAUGGUUACAGGGGCUUAUUGGGCCAUGGGGGAUACUGUGGUUACCCGGGUUUUUACGGUUAUGGGGGAUUAUUGGGCUAUGGGGGACACUGCGGUUACCCAGGCCUUUAUGGUUAUGGGGGAUUAUGGGGAUACAGGGGAUAUGGCCGUAGGUAUCUUGGUGGAUAUUGUGGGCCAUGUUAAACCCAGCAGGAACACCCAUAGAAGAAUAAGAACCAGGAAAUGAAUAAUAAGAUACGGAUUCACCCCUGACCUUUUGGGCAUGGCUUUCAGAAGUGCUGGGCAACCAGGGCUCCAGUUGAACUCAGUGGGAGCUGUGUGCGCUCAGCACCUUGGGCUAACAGCCAUGCUGCCUUUCUAAUGUUACGCUUUGUGACUCUUUCUGCCAAUGCUUUCCCACCCAUGUGCUGAUUCUCUUAGUCACAUGUGGGCUCAUUCUGAAUUACACGCAGGCUGUUUACACUGACCCUGCAGUGUGAAGGGAACAGCAGCUUUAAAAUAAGCAGCAUUUAUGUUUAUUAAAACUUUAAGUCCCUUUUAGGCACCACAUUUUCUACCUUUCCAUCAGUAUGUACCUUUAGUGCCUCACUUUGAUCUUUGCUAUGGGCCGAUGUCUAAUGGAGAAGAUUCCUAGUCUCUGCUUCUAUUUCGCUUCGUCUCACUUCCCACCAACUGGAAUAAAACAAAGAACUUAUAAUGGUUACAAAGGGGACUUGUUUGUCAACCUCUGCAGCUGCAACAAAGCAAACAGGACAUUGUGUCUGAAAUGAGCCCCACUGAGGCGCAUCAUCGGUCGCAACUCUUCUUGAAACACUGGAAAUACAUUCUUUCUGCUCUGUAGUAUUUCUUCCUGUAACUGUGUACUGCCAAUUUCAUUUGCAUUAAAAACUCUGCUGCAUCAUAAUAUCGGUCUUCAGGUUCUCCUUGUUCCUCCCUGCUUGCUUAAAAAUCAUGUUGGACAAAAUUCGUCCUUAUGUAGCUGGCACUUCUCCAGUUGUAAUUUUCAAAGACUCUGGGUAGAUAGAGUCUUUUCCUGCAAAGACUUAGUGACAGAUUUUCUCUUCAUGUAAUUUUUCCCUU
Molecule: messenger RNA, 1755 nt
Organism: Mauremys mutica (yellowpond turtle)
Lineage: Eukaryota; Metazoa; Chordata; Testudines; Geoemydidae
Product: claw keratin-like
Exons: 1
Coding region: 364-858 (164 amino acids)
Cellular component (GO): intermediate filament
Molecular function (GO): structural constituent of cytoskeleton
Source: RefSeq, a predicted model, not a curated record